AUGGCUGUUCAUGUCUUCCUCUCUUCAACAGUGCAGAUCCAAGUGGAGGAGAAAGAAGAGGACACCGAGGAAAGCUCAAGUGAAGAAGAAGAUAAACUACCAAGAAGAGAGAGCUUGAGACCAAAGAGGAAACGGACCAGAGAUGUUAUCAGGGAGGACGACCCAGAACCUGAGCCAGAGGAUGAAGAGACAAGGAAAGCAAGAGAAAAAGAAAGGCGGAGGAGGCUGAGGAGAGGAGCGGAAGAAGAAGAAGAAAUUGAUGAAGAGGAAUUAGAACGAUUGAAGGCACAGUUAGAUGAGAAUAGACAAAUGAUUGCUACUGUCAAAUGCAAACCUUGGAAAAUGGAGAAGAAAAUUGAAGUUCUCAAGGAAGCCAAGAAAUUUGUGAGUGAAAAUGAAGGGGCUCUCGGGAAAGGAAAAGGAAAGAAGUGGUUUGCAUUUAAGAUGAUGAUGGCCAAGAAAUGGGCAAAAUUCCUCCGAGACUUUGAGAACUUCAAAGCUGCUUGUGUCCCGUGGGAAAACAAAAUUAAGGCAAUUGAAAGUCAGUUUGGCUCAUCAGUGGCCUCAUACUUCUUGUUCCUGAGGUGGAUGUAUGGCGUCAACAUGGUUCUCUUUAUCCUGACAUUCAGCCUCAUCAUGUUACCAGAGUACCUCUGGGGUUUACCAUAUGGCAGCUUACCUAGGAAAACAGUCCCAAGAGCUGAAGAGGCAUCUGCAGCCAACUUUGGCGUGUUGUACGACUUCAACGGCCUGGCACAGUACUCUGUCCUCUUUUAUGGCUACUACGAUAAUAAACGCACGAUUGGAUGGCUGAAUUUCCGGCUACCUCUCUCGUACUUCCUGGUGGGGAUUAUGUGCAUUGGAUACAGCUUUCUGGUUGUCCUCAAAGCGAUGACCAAGAAUAUUGGUGAUGAUGGAGGUGGCGAUGACAACACUUUCAACUUCAGCUGGAAGGUAUUCUGCAGCUGGGACUAUCUGAUUGGUAACCCUGAAACAGCCGACAACAAAUUUAAUUCGAUCACUAUGAACUUCAAGGAAGCCAUCAUCGAAGAAAGAGCGGCCCAGGUGGAGGAGAACAUCCACCUCAUCAGAUUCCUGAGGUUUCUUGCUAACUUCUUCGUGUUCCUAACACUUGGUGCAAGUGGAUACCUCAUCUUUUGGGCUGUGAAGCGAUCCCAAGAAUUUGCACAGCAAGAUCCUGACACCCUUGGGUGGUGGGAAAAAAAUGAAAUGAACAUGGUUAUGUCCCUCCUGGGGAUGUUCUGUCCCACACUGUUCGACUUAUUUGCUGAACUGGAAGAUUACCAUCCUCUCAUUGCUCUGAAGUGGCUCCUGGGGCGCAUUUUUGCUCUUCUUCUAGGCAACUUGUAUGUGUUUAUUCUUGCAUUGAUGGAUGAGAUUAACAACAAGAUUGAAGAGGAGAAGCAUGUAAAGGCCAAUAUUACCCUGUGGGAAGCCAACAUGAUUAAGGCUUACAAUGAAUCCCUCUCUGGGAACACCACAGGACCACCCUUUUUCGUUCAUCCUGCAGAUGUACCUCGAGGACCCUGCUGGGAAACGAUGGUGGGACAGGAGUUUGUGCGCCUCACCGUUUCUGAUGUUCUGACCACUUAUGUUACGAUCCUCAUCGGUGACUUCCUCAGAGCGUGCUUCGUGAGGUUUUGCAAUUACUGCUGGUGCUGGGAUUUGGAAUACGGAUAUCCUUCAUACACAGAAUUUGACAUCAGUGGCAAUGUCCUCGCUCUGAUCUUCAACCAAGGCAUGAUCUGGAUGGGCUCCUUCUUUGCCCCUAGCCUUCCAGGCAUCAACAUCCUCCGACUCCACACAUCCAUGUAUUUCCAGUGCUGGGCUGUGAUGUGCUGCAAUGUCCCAGAGGCCAGAGUCUUUAAAGCUUCCAGAUCAAACAACUUCUACCUUGGCAUGCUGCUGCUCAUCCUCUUCCUGUCCACCAUGCCCGUCCUGUACAUGAUCGUCUCCCUUCCACCAUCUUUUGAUUGUGGGCCCUUCAGUGGCAAAAACAGGAUGUUCGAAGUCAUCGGUGAGACCCUGGAACAUGACUUCCCGAGCUGGAUGGCGAAGAUCCUGAGGCAGCUUUCUAACCCCGGCCUGGUCAUUGCUGUCAUCCUGGUGAUGGUUUUGACCAUCUAUUAUCUCAAUGCUACCGCCAAGGGCCAGAAAGCUGCAAAUCUGGAUCUAAAAAAGAAGAUGAAAAUGCAAGCCUUGGAGAACAAAAUGCGAAACAAGAAAAUGGCAGCUGCUCGAGCAGCUGCAGCUGCUGGUGGCCAAUAACUUUGUCAAAUAUCCUUGGGGGCCCAGAAGCACUCUUCACUUCCCCUUUUAAAUGUAGUGAGCUAUGACGGGAAGAGCCAGGGGACUAGCAUUGGGGAAUGGCUGCAUUGUGAUCUACCACUGAUGGGUCAUCAAGGCCACAGUCACGACCAUCUAUCAAGGGAUCAUCAGCUCUCCUUAAGCAAGAAGAAUCUCAGCAUAUUAUGUACUUCUCUGGAUUAUGAUGCUUUCUCUCUUUAUUCCCCCACAUGUUCUCAAACAGAUUGAGUUUAAGUGGGGAUAUGGUCUAGUGAUAUAAAUUACUGGGUAUAAUUGAUAGGAUACUUUUUUAAAGGUCAGUAUUUCCUCAUAUGGACUUUCUUCUCACCUGUCUGUGUAGUUUCUUAAAUUGGGAGUAGGGAUACAAUAGCACCAUUUUCCCUCUAAAUUUGGAACUAUUUGCAUGAAAUACUCACCGUGAUCAUUUACUGACUCACUGUUUUGUGUGUAUGCUUUUUCUUAUGAAUUCAUUGAUAUGAUAGAGUUGAUGUCUUUCUUACCUAUAUAAAUGUCAUAUAAUAUUAAUUUUAAGAGAAUUGGCUCACCUUAAAAAUAUAACAUCCUUCCCCACUUUUUUUGUCUUUCUACCCAUCAGCACUCACAUAUGCCCAGCACCUUUGUAUUUAUAGCUGGAUUCAGUAUGAUAAGAAAGAAGCCUUUUAGGAGAAAUGUUACAUGUCAUUUGAUAUUCCCUGCAGUGCUGGCUUAAUAAUAGUUUAUCACCAUAAGGAGGCAGGAGGGUCUUAGACAAACCGGACCUUUAUGCGUUCAACAAAAGAAGAUAGCACAAAUGACUGAUGUGCAGUCAGUCUCCUCAUUUAAGCUCCAGUGAUCAUCCAUGAAUUUCCAUUGUUGUAGUCUGUGUUUGUUCUUUACUUUUUUGUUGAGAUUAGGGAAACAUGCCUUUAGUUGGAGCUUUAAUUUAUAGCCUUGUUUAAACAUUAUGUUUAUCUAAAGUUUGAGUUCACUGAACUCAGUGCUCUCCUCAUCUUGGGCUGUAACCUGUAGCUCACACCAUCCCUUUCCAGAGCUGAGGCAAUCUCCAUCCCUGCAGUUGACUUGGGACCUUUGACUUAACUACUCCUCUUCCAUCUUCUACUGGAUGUGUAAUGGUCAUACUGUUCUCCAAUCCUUGACUCAUUUCCUCCAAUUGCAUUGUCCAGAUUAUCAUGUAUUCCCAAUCAUGUCACUCUCCUAAUGGGAUUCCUUAGAAUGUUGCAUCUGUAUCCUCACUGUAGCAUCUAUACCAAUUAUACCAAUUUUCUUGUAUUCAUGGCUAAUCUUUCCUAUCUAGACUGUAGCUCUUUAGAAGUAGGGAUCAUAUCUUC
Molecule: messenger RNA, 3656 nt
Organism: Peromyscus maniculatus bairdii (prairie deer mouse)
Lineage: Eukaryota; Metazoa; Chordata; Mammalia; Rodentia; Cricetidae
Gene: Tmc1
Product: transmembrane channel like 1
Biological process (GO): vestibular reflex; detection of mechanical stimulus involved in sensory perception of sound
Cellular component (GO): plasma membrane
Molecular function (GO): voltage-gated calcium channel activity; mechanosensitive monoatomic ion channel activity
Source: RefSeq, a predicted model, not a curated record